This is a messenger RNA of Macrobrachium nipponense, 2620 nucleotides long. Its product is annotated as vesicle-associated membrane protein 7-like. Gene Ontology annotation, biological process: vesicle fusion; exocytosis. The coding region runs from base 245 to 913 and encodes 222 amino acids. NCBI's taxonomy places the organism in Eukaryota, Metazoa, Arthropoda, Malacostraca, Decapoda, Palaemonidae. Gene Ontology annotation, molecular function: SNARE binding; SNAP receptor activity. The transcript is spliced from 7 exons. The record is from RefSeq and is a predicted model, not a curated record. Gene Ontology annotation, cellular component: membrane; SNARE complex.
GGCGUGACAGAGGACGCUGCUGACAUUCAGAGAGGAAAAUCGUGUUCGAGUAUUUACACGAAAUAUUUGUGCGUUUAUCGUCAUGUGUGUGUGAGAUACCGCGGAAUCUGAUAUGGCACUGUUUUUGUAAUCGGGGCGCCAUUUCAUUGCUCUGAAAUCCCAUUGUAUGUCUGGCUGUGAUUGUGUGGGUGCAGCAGCGUCCUCGGGGAAUAAUCAUUCGCAGGAUUCAUUUUAGGCUUCCAAAAUGGAUAUGCCUCUACUCUAUUCUGUGAUUGCCCGGGGGUCAACUGUGCUCUCCCGGUAUGCUAUGUGUGCUGGGAAUUUUGCAGAAGUCAGUGAACAGAUUUUGUCAAAGAUUCCCCCCAAGGAGACUGGCCGCUUAACUUACUCACAUGAAUCUUAUCUAUUUCACUAUGUUGCACAAGAUGGAAUUAUUUAUUUAUGCAUUACAGAUGAUGAUUAUGUCAGACAACGAGCAUUUGCAUUUCUUGAAGAUAUCAAACAAAGAUUCGAAGCAAUGUAUGGUUCACGGGCUCAGACUGCACUUCCAUAUGCUAUGAACAGUGAAUUUGCUCAGGUUUUAGCUACACAGAUGAAACAUUUUAAUGAGUCGAGAGAUAUAGACAAAAUAUCAAAACUUGAGGGAGAAGUCAGCGAUGUAAAAGAUGUUUUAGUUAAAAGUAUAGAAACGUUAGCAUCACGAGGUGAACGGCUGGAACUUUUGAUAAAUAAGACAGAAAAUUUGAAUUCUACCGCUGUGACAUUCAAAACUACAAGCCGUAGCUUAGCUAGAAGCUUAUGGUGGAAAAACAUCCGUCUCAUAAUUAUCAUUUUAAUAUGCAUUGGGGUAGGCAUUUACGUCAUUGGUGCUUUGAUUUGCGGACCAACUUGGCAUAAUUGUGCUGGUGACUGAGUCUGUGAUAAAAUGUAAUUUUAAGAGCUUUGUCACAAACUAGAAAGGGUAGCUUGUAAUUUUUCUAUAUUUUUGUAGUAUAAUAGUUUGUAAAUGCGCACUAAAUGUCUCAUAUGUUAUUGUAUAUUAUGUAUCUUUUCAAAUGCAGUCUUAAAUUUUAUGAAUUUAAGUUUUAAUUCCUUUGUAGUGACGAAUGUGUUGUAGUAUCACUGAAAGUUUACUGCUGCUGCUGUAGUCACUGUAUGUAUUUUGGAUUUGUAAUGGAAGGUUUUGUUCAAUAGUUACAAAGAACAGAGAGAGAAGUAAAUUGGUAAAAAAUGGCAUUAAAGGCAUUUUAUGCAAAACUAACAAUUAUACUAGAGCAUUAAAAAUCAUAAUUUGAUAUAAUGAGUAUACUUGAGCAUUAAAGAUCAUAGUUAUUUUAUAUGUGCUUAUCAUUCCAUUUUUAAGAAUAUGUAUGUAGAUUUCAUACAUUAAUUUUUUGUCUGUAUAUGCAAAGUAAUUUUUAUAUUUUAGUUUACAGUAUAUUAAAAUGUUUCUGUCAAUGAAACAAAAGUUGUUAUAAAGGUUAGAUCAUUGUCACCUCAAGUUCUCAACUCAUAAAAAUUAGAAUAUUUAUUAUAUCCCAGUACGUUGGUGGAUUUUUCCUUGUAUUCUUCCAAUCCCAUAGAUGCAUAUAGUUUGUUUUUAGGAAUCUAUUCUGUGAUUUUUUAUAUUCUAAAUAUGUAUUACUUUGAGAGUUGAUGUAACUUUUGACAUUUUGAGACUGACUGACUGUUGCUGUUUCUGAAACACGAUAUUUUGAGUUGCACCGCUUAGAUCUGAACUUGUUCAUCAUUAGCCUUCACAUAAGAAAUUUGACUCAUUGAGAAAAGAAAUGGACAUAUUUUUCACCUAACAGUAUACGUAUACAGAAACAUGUAGAUGUUGACUGUGCACUCCAUCCAGUGACAUAAUGCUAAACUAGAAACUAUAUUUUACUAAAGCACAUCUUGUGGUGCUUGACAAAUACUACGGCUCUACCCUCUUACACUGCAGAUUUUAACAUUUAAGUUGUUUACAUGGUGUUACAUGAUCUGAAAUCCUGUAUAGCACAAGCAGUCAGUUAAUUUGUAAUAAUCAAGGAAAUGAUAUGGAAUUCACAAAUUUCCCAUGCAUCAUAUAACAUACUAUGGAAAUGUAUAUUUAGUCUGACACUGAUGGUUGUGAGUAAUUAAAUGGUAACUUUUUAUUGAACCCGAGAUAUAGUUUUCUUUGGUAAACUAUACUUUUAUAUUUUCCAGUUUGGUAAUAUUCGAGGAUUCUUUAUUAUGCUAUGGCUGUGGCAGAAUAUUACUUCAAAAUACCAACCAACCCUUAGUUUGAAAUUUUUUAAUGUACAAGUUUUUACAUACCUAGUUGGUAUUUACUACUUACUGUAGUGCUAGACCAAAAUUUUAGGUUCAUAAAUAUUUUUACCUCUUAAACAUUUGUACAAGUUUUAUUUUUUAUGGAUAAAGUAUGCUGUUACCAAAUAGUUUUAUGAAGAAGCAUUAUUACUUCCAAUUUGUAUUUUCAUUCAAUUUGUUUUGUCUAGUCUUCUACUAAUAAUGUUCCAGCAUUUUGAAUAUAAAAUCUGAAAUGGGACCAAUUGUUUUAGCUAAAGAUUUUUACAGAAUAAUGUGAGGUACUUCUUGCAUUUCUUGAAUAUACUUUUAGAAUUUAAAA